Messenger RNA from Toxotes jaculatrix (banded archerfish), 2573 nucleotides. RefSeq names its product GRAM domain-containing protein 2B-like. The coding region runs from base 136 to 1416 and encodes 426 amino acids. NCBI's taxonomy places the organism in Eukaryota, Metazoa, Chordata, Actinopteri, Toxotidae. The transcript is spliced from 14 exons. The record is from RefSeq and is a predicted model, not a curated record.
UCGGGCUUCUCGCUCCAUCGAGCGAUCUUUCCAAACUUUCCGUCUCCAAGCUUCCUGAAGCUUCUCCGUUCUCCGUGGACCGAGGGCGACGGUGGGACCCGAUGGGGGAGAUGUGCAAUAUAUGAAAUAUAAAGGAUGGUGCUGAUGACCGAGCAGGCGGACGGACCUCUGAUCCCGUUCCCCACCCCGGAGCAACUUUCCAGCAAGACCUCCCGGGGGAAUCGGUCUACGUCUGAAGCGGAGAAUGGGGGUGAGAGGAGACAGCGGAGGCGUGGACGGUCACCUGCAGACCUGCAGCUGUGUCUGGACACAGAGUCAGACCCCUCGGAGAGCAGGAAGAAACCAGCCAGCAUGAGAUUGAAACCUGUUGAGCAGCUCUCACCAAUGCUGAGUCCGACUGACUUUGAAACAAAGUUUGAGAGGAAGAAAUCGCAGCCCAGCCAGCUAUCAAAGACAAAUGCCCAGUAUCAUAAGUUAUUCAAGGAGGUCAGCAGAGAUGAGUUACUCAAACAAAGUUACACCUGUGCCCUGCAGAAAGAAAUGUUAUAUCAGGGCAAAAUGUUCGUCUCCGAUAACUGGAUCUGUUUCCACUCCAAGGUCUUUGGCAGAGAUACCAAGAUUUCAAUCCCAGUGAUGUCUGUGACAUUUAUCAAAAAAACUAAAACUGCGUUGUUAGUGCCAAACGCCCUUGUGAUUGAAACUUCAAGCGAGCAGCACGUGUUUGUGUCCUUCCUCUCUCGAAACACCACCUACAAACUUCUGAAAUCCAUCUGCAUUCAUUUGGAGGUGGAUAAGACUUGUAACAGCCCCGUUACUUCUUCCUGUGAAAACAGCUUCAGGGUCGGCUGCCCGUCGUCGCUUCCUCUGGACCUUUCUGGAGACUUCUCUGACCUCGAUGGGGUGGUGCAGCAGAGACGGCAGAAGAUGAUGGAGAGCAGCAGCUCUGGGUCUCAGACUCCAGAUUAUGACAAAAUAACUGACUUCACCGGCCUCCCAGACACGUUUCUGAGCGCAGUGAAGAGCGGAGAGGUUUCGGUCCAUGCAGACAUUCACCUCCAGAGUCCGAGCCAAAAGCACAGAGCUGCCCUCAAGAACGGGUCCACCAAACCAACCCGCGGAGUCACGCUCAAGGACAAAUCCUCGCAGCUCGUGUCGUUGCACGCCAUCCUCCUGAUCUACUUGGUUUUAGUUGGUGUUCUUGUCUUGUCCUCCUGUUACAUGGCUUUCAAGAUUGUGGCUCUUGAGCAUCGUUUGAACUCCUUGGUGUCCAUUGGGGAACACAUUCGGAGCGAAAACGCAGUGAGCCACCAGUCCCAGGAUGAACUGAAUGCUGAGAUCUAUGGAGAACUGUCUACUAACCUGUUCAAGCUAGAAAAGAUUCAAAGAAACCUCCGGAAGCUACUUGAAGAGACUUAAAGGAAAUCUGUUGUCUGUUGACAGAAGUCUUAUCUUUUAUUUGACACGUUGGUUGAACUUUGCUCACAGAUCUGUUGCCAAAUCAUGGACAGCUCACGCAGAGAGUUUUCUUAAACUGGUGGGAACUUUAACUUAAAUUGUGCAAUAAGAGCUUCUUUCCCCUUUCCACUCAGGACUGUUUUAUCACUCUUUUCAAACAGACAUUUGUGCCACAGGGUAAACUGAAGCAGCGUGUUAGUGUGCCACUGUUAGUGUUAGUGAUGCAGUUUUUUUUAAAGCAUAUCUGUGUCGUAUUUAUCUGAGAGCUUUUAUUUUGCAUUUCACAAUAGUGGGAUUUUUACUGAGGCAUCAGGUCCAAAGGUCUUAUUUCAAUGUUUUCCAAACAUUUCAGAGAAAGGUCAACAUGUGCUGUUCUCAUAUUCUUUUGAUAGAAUUAAAUUGCCAAUAAAUUAUAUUUAUGUCAUGUAUAUAAGUCAGCUGAGCAAGGGAUGUUUGUGUGAGAGCUUUUCAUUACAUUUACAGCCAUGUUUUUUUUAGUGUGUGGGAUCUAAAGGCUAAAAUUCACUGUGCAUUUGUGGAUGUAGUCAGGCUGCUCAGGCUUACAUGAGUAGAGUUGUUUUUUUUAGUGAAAACAUGUUGAAAUCAUUUGCAAAUGAGAGCAAAUCAACUGAGUUUGAUUGGUUUCUGUUGUUUAUAUUGAGUUUUUACUAAAACCGUUAACAUAUCUUGUUGAAGGCUCAGUCUGUAAUCGUAUUAAUCACAGGUUUUAUUCGCUUACAGAACCUACAAGCUUCUCAAAUGAUCACGGUUUAAGAUUUUGUCCUGUUUUUACAUUAACCAGCAUCAGAGAACAUUUGCACUGCAGCUUUGAUUCUGUUGCCGUCGAUCAUUUCAGAAGCUUGUGUUGUAAACUGUGAUUACACAGUUUAACUACAGAGCAGACCUGAAAUAAAUGGCUCUCAUACGCUGUUUCGAGAGUAUUUUCAUUUAUUGGGAGCAGCUCUGACAGGUCAGGUGAUAUAAACUUAGACAAGUGGAUAUGAACAACUUUGUGACAUAACCUAAUAUAAUAAAUACAUAUUAUUAGCACAUUUCAUACAGUACGAUCCAAAAUAGUGCGCGUGGCAGAAGAUGUAAAGACAGAAACAAACACACAA